UACCACAGGCUACAUCUCGACACAAAUACGAGAUAGCUAGCUAGUUAGUGACAUGUAACAACUAAAGUGGGUUUACUAUACUAGCAACGACAAACCGCUGAAGGACCAACCAAGGUCUAUAAGAUAGCCUCUAGCAAGUAGUCGCGUUUUGUUAUUAUCUGCUAACUAGAAUUUGUUUUAUACUAAAACAUUUUCCUUCGUUGUUAGCUAAAACAAAACAUUUGAAAAGUAUAUAGAGCUGCUCUAUCUAACGAGUUAGCAAAGUAGAGUCUAGGACAAGGAGGGCCGUUGACUGAUAUCCGAGUCAUCUAACCAUCUGAUACAGAAGACGCCUGUUAUGUGUCUGUACCACCUAGCUAACCAGAAAUAAUGUUCCAUCGCUGAAAAUGGGAGGUAGCGGCUCCAAAUCCAAGGGUUAUUGGCCUUUUCCUGGUUCGGGUAGCGGUUCUGAUCCAGCCAAAGAGGGAAAUGACCAGUCAGUGGCCCGCAUCCGAUGUUCCCGGAAUGCGACCCCUUUCGUGUUCACAAGGCGGAGCUCUAUGUUCUUUGAUGAAGAUGGCGAUCUGGCCCAUGAAUUCUAUGAGGAGACAAUUGUGACAAAAAAUGGGCGCAGGAGAGCCAAGCUGAAGAGGAUUCAGAAGAACCUUAUACCUCAGGGAAUUGUGAAGCUGGACCACCCUUGUAUCCAUGUGGAUUUUCCGGUCGUUCUAUGUGAACUUUGAAGAAGCUCAGGGCAAUCUGGGAGACCAAACCAUGGCCAGCGCCUGACACUACUCCGUCCCUCAGACUCUGUUCCCCUUAAAACUCGACCGCCUGGUCCUGAACUUCACUUUGCUGCCUGUGCGUGGGAGUAUGCAGCUCCUCCAUGUGCAAAGGCUGUCUCACUGUGUGUUCGGUCCUGACCUGCAGACUCAGGCAUUACCGGCUCUAAACUGGACAAAUACAGAUUGUGUGUGGAAGAUGGAGAAAAGGUGGAAAUGUGACCCCUCCUCUCAUGUGGUUUGUGCUGUACAGUGCAUCAGGAGCAGUGCAGUGUGUUCUGACACACAGGGAGAUUCUGAUCCACAGCAGUACACUACCACCGGUCUGCACAGUCUCUCAUUUUGGUUUUCAAAUUUGAUUCACUCCUUGAAGGAUCAGCAUCAGCUUUUGGACCAAAGUGAUGUGAUCUGAUGUGAAAAGGUGGUGUAAAAGCUUUUUGAUUUCAUACCUAUGCAGCAUGGGGAGUCUGUCUUGUCGCUUUCAGUGCUUGGAAGCUAAGGACUGAACUUAACACACGGUACAGCUCCAGGGGCAGUGAAGACAAAAUCUGCAUUGUUUAUGUGUGUGUAUCUUUGUGUGCAUGUGUACAUGUAUGCAUGUGUGUUCAGGGGGGAUGGUGUGCAUGUGUAUGUGUGUGUGUGUGUGUAAAGGAAAGAGGGUGUUGUCCUGUUGGUCUUGCACUCAUCUGUGUUAUUUUCUGUGAUUGUGGUGACUGCGGGCAGCUAAUGGAAUUUUAAAACGCAUUUCAAGGCUGAACCACCUCCAACUUGUCCAUUUAGGUCAUGCAGCAAAACAGAGUUGUGCACUUUUCUCCGCUUGUACAAUCUAGAGUGCGUCUGACCUGUAUGUUUGGCGCAGCAGGAGUCUGGAUUAGUUUGUCCAGAUGGACAAAUAGUUGUAGUGUCA
Megalops cyprinoides (Indo-Pacific tarpon) is the source of this 1668-nucleotide messenger RNA. It is a transcript of the gene tusc2b, whose product is annotated as tumor suppressor 2, mitochondrial calcium regulator b. Lineage: Eukaryota; Metazoa; Chordata; Actinopteri; Elopiformes; Megalopidae. The record is from RefSeq and is a predicted model, not a curated record. The transcript has 4 exons. Gene Ontology annotation, biological process: regulation of mitochondrial membrane potential; inflammatory response. The coding region runs from base 387 to 722 and encodes 111 amino acids. Gene Ontology annotation, cellular component: mitochondrion.